Vitrella brassicaformis is the source of this 1445-nucleotide messenger RNA. Lineage: Eukaryota; Vitrellaceae. The record is from the annotation of a GenBank genome assembly.
UCACCCGCGGCCAAUGGGCGUGAGAAAGGUCCCAGUGCCCGGACCACCACCCUGCUGCUGGCGCUGCUGCUUGAGGCGAGUGCUGCUGGCCUGUGGGGAAGGGAAGCCGCUGGGCUGGUGGCUUGGGGGCGCUGCAUCGCCAUCAGUGUCCUCUGUGUCGGCACCAACACGGUCUCCCUUGGCACCCGCCUGAUGUACGAGAAUCAACCGAGGACACAAAGUCAUUGCUCAUGCGUGUGUUUGAGUUCCUUCUGGUGCCCACCUCGUUCUGCAUUAGCUGCGUCAUGAAUGGCUCUACAGCUCUCUUAUCCGGAUCGUGCUCGGCUCGCAAGUAGCGGUUCUGCUCGAUCUCUCCCUGGAGCGAGUGCACCAGGCUGAGGUUCUCCUCAACCAUGGCCAGCUGGUCGUCACUGUCAUUCUCGUCCGCAAUCCCGCCUCGAUUCCGCACCAUCUGACGGAGCUUCUGGCGCAUCAAGGUCUCGUCCAGUCCUGUCAGCUCAAUCGACUGGGGGCCGUCCUCAUCGCUGCUUCGCGAGGAUUGGGAGCUGUUAUAGGCGUACCCUGCUGCAGCUGAUGAGCCCCAUCUCACCCCGCGGCCAAUGGGCGUGAGAAAGGUCCCAGUGCCCGGGCCACCACCCUGCUGCUGGCGCUGCUGCUUGAGGCGAGUGCUGCUGGCCUGUGCCACAUCGGGGUUGAACUUGUUGUUGUGUGACGGCAAAGCAGGGGGAGGGUCCGGGUGGGUGUUGGGUGCGAUGGUCUGCGGCAACCAUCCGUCCCCCUGUCCGCUGCCACUGCCAACGCCCCACCGCCAUCCCUCGGUCGACGAAUGCGUGUCGUCGGAAUCGGUGUCCUUCGGUCACGUACGGACAAGGGGAUGGUUAGGCUAGAAGGCUCGCAGGUCUGUCUGUCAGCUGUUUGUCGCUCGCUCACCGGUUUGGUCGAUUUGUGACGCCACCCCUCAGGCACCUGACCCGCCUUGCCAUCCACCUCAACAGAAGCCUACACACACACGACACACACAGGGGUGAAUGACCCACCCAACGCGGUUCUGCGUGCGCGCAUACCUCCAUACGAGGCCGGCGACUGCUGGCCUCGUAGCACGUUAUGCCUUUCCCCUCAGCUGCAACACGCACAACGCAUACACAUGCGCUAUGCCUGCCGUCCACUGGAUCUCUUCUCUUUUGUGAAUGCAUGCAUGGUGGUCUCACCCUCCCGGCAUUCGAGGGCUUGGGGAGCAUGGCUCGUGCUGAACGCAAACCAAACAAGGAUGCCACGGCAAUGAGUAACGGCAUACCAACAGAUUCAGAUGCAUCUCGUCCAUCCCCGCAUCCCGCUGUGCGUGUUCUUACGUGAGGAGUACACCAAUUGGGAUUACAAGCGAGAAGGCCAGAGCCCCGACGAACACUAGCGAACGAGCGAGUUCUAUCAUAGUGCGUGUGUGUGUG